CGUCAUCGUUAAUGCUGCAUGCAGAAUACUAGUCUAAUGUUCAGUGUUGCCAGAUAGGGAAGGAGAAAUUGUCUUGGGCGAGUCGAUUUACAGAUAGGGUUGUAUAGUAAAAAGGGGGUUUUCCAGGUCGUUUGGCCAGUAUACUGUUAAGGAUUCCUGGCAAUCCUGUACAGUAGUAUGUCCGGCUUUCCAAACUGCAGUUGUUUUGUUGUUAAGUAAAAUGACCAAGAAGAUUGUGCUACUACUGGUCUUGUACAGUUCGUCUAUGGUUUGUCCAAAACCUCACAGAGCAAAGCGGCAGAGUUGUGAAUAUGAAAUAAAACCUCAGGAUGAUGGGAAGUCAUGCUGUCCGUGUGCUCCGGGCCAAUACCAGGAAAGCCCCUGCAGUAAGAACGAAAAUGACACAAACUGUCAGUACUGUGUUCCAGGAAAGACUUACAAUAGCCACGCUAACAUCCUGAAGUCCUGUGAGCCCUGCACAUCCUGUAACCCAAAUGUCAAUCUGGUGGAGGUGAACAAAUGCACCAUCUAUCAGAACACAGUAUGUCAAUGCCAGGAAGGCUUUUUCUGUGUGGAUGGCAGGGAAUCCUGCAGCUCCUGCCACCCAUGUAAUAUAUGUGGGGAUGAAGGCAUUGAGGUACCCUGUACGGCCACAAACGACACCAAAUGCAGUGACGUCAAAGAACAUGGAGGUUUGGGAAGAAUCCUUCUAGUACUUAUUCCAGUCGUGGUCUGCAUCCUUGUCUGCAUCGCUGUCUUCUUUUACUUAUGGAAAAAGAAAGACUGUUUUGAAACAUCAACAAAUCCUGUGAAUCCUACCCAGAGACCACCGGAAGUAGAGCUACAGCUGCUUCCAAAAGGUCUUGACCUCCAGCCACACAUCUACGACAUUGCAGAGAAAUUGGGGUGGUUGGACAUGAAACAGGUAGCUGAGCGCAGUGGGAUGUCUGAUACCAACAUACAAAGCCACCAAAUUAACUAUCCAAAUAACUGCCAAGAGCAGUGCAUCAGUUUACUGAAAGCCUGGGUGGAGAGGGAGGGCCUAAGGAACUCCUCAGAGAAGCUGAUCAAGAUCCUGUUUGACAUGAAGAAAAAGGCCAAGGCAGAGAAUAUACUUGAAAUCCUUAAUCGGGGGAAUGGUGUCUCAGGGGGGAACAUCAGGACAGAAACACCGGAGAUCCAGUGAGGGUAAUGGAUGUGUCAAAGUAACAAGACAUAAAGAACAUUACCUCGUCCUUACCUCGGCACUGGUAAAGAACAUUUAAAAGACCUUGUAAAAUAUAUGACCAGUAUCUGGAAACAAAAGGGUUUGACUAGGUUUUUGAUAAAUGUAAUUAAUGAACUGGAAAUGUAUAUUUAAUAUAAAUAUUCUUAACAGAAACAUUAAGGCAUAUAAAGGUACAAUGUGUAACCUUUUUGCAUUGAAAGUGCUAUAAUUGACCACCCUAAACUGGUAGGAUUCAUUCAAUGAGCCCCAAAGAAGGAAAUGUAGCAGUACAACUCAAAGCUUUGAAAGGCUAAAUAAAAAUCCCUUGGUCGGGCACGAAUUGGGAAAAGUAUGCCUAUGACACUAGAAGUCAGGUGAUAUGAUGCAGACUGCCCCUGCCUACCACUCAUCGUCCAAAUUAAAAAACAUGAAACCAAGAAUGGAGAAACAAGAUGCUGCGAUUAAACGUUACCCUGUCCUGCAUCUUCACCAGUAAGCCCAAGAGACAGCGGAGUGAUGCCAGCUUAGUUUCAAAAAAAGUGACAUGAAGGCUGGGGAAAUCACAUAUCAACAUCGCCCUGGCUUUUCAGAGAUGAUGAGAACUCAAAAACCUGCUGGGCAGAAAAUCAACAGACAUUGCUUUUCUAUUACUGAACAGAUCAAAUAAACUGUUUUUAUUUUUG
Esox lucius (northern pike) is the source of this 1890-nucleotide messenger RNA. RefSeq names its product Fas cell surface death receptor (gene fas). Lineage: Eukaryota; Metazoa; Chordata; Actinopteri; Esociformes; Esocidae. Gene Ontology annotation, biological process: negative regulation of apoptotic process; extrinsic apoptotic signaling pathway in absence of ligand; necroptotic signaling pathway. The record is from RefSeq and is a predicted model, not a curated record. Gene Ontology annotation, molecular function: tumor necrosis factor receptor activity; protein binding. The transcript has 9 exons. Bases 221 to 1186 code for a protein of 321 amino acids. Gene Ontology annotation, cellular component: membrane raft; external side of plasma membrane; CD95 death-inducing signaling complex.